Messenger RNA from Saccostrea echinata, 3510 nucleotides. Its product is annotated as protein mono-ADP-ribosyltransferase PARP6-like. Gene Ontology annotation, biological process: endoplasmic reticulum unfolded protein response. Gene Ontology annotation, molecular function: protein serine/threonine kinase activator activity; NAD+ poly-ADP-ribosyltransferase activity; kinase binding. Gene Ontology annotation, cellular component: membrane; nuclear envelope; endoplasmic reticulum tubular network. Bases 129 to 2399 code for a protein of 756 amino acids. Lineage: Eukaryota; Metazoa; Mollusca; Bivalvia; Ostreida; Ostreidae. The transcript is spliced from 23 exons. The record is from RefSeq and is a predicted model, not a curated record.
AAAAAUGUUUUUUUCGUUUUAAGCAGAAAAGGAUAAAUAUGAGUCUCUGAGUUGUUAAUCGAUGAAAUAACAGAUGGAUAAUUGCGAUAUCUACAAAAAGACAAGAAAUGCAGUGAAGUAAGAAGAAAAUGACAUUGCGUCAACAGAAGUUUGCUGAGGAUGUCAAUAGCGCUAUUGCUCUCUGUGAGGAAUAUGAUUGGCCAUUUACAGACUUUCAUCAGACAGAUAAUUCCUUGUCAUUUGUUCUGGUAAAAGACAACUGCAAACAACCAGUCACCAUCUGCAUUUCUGAAGACUAUCCCGAGAACACUUUAAUAACCAGACCAGAUAACCCAGACCAUUCGGAGCAUAGUAAUGACACAAUUAAACACAUCAUAAUGAACCUAAACAGAGUUUUAAACAAUAAUGUGGAGAGAUCAGAGAGCAUGGAAACAGACGAGUCGUAUUAUGAAGAUUGUCAGGCAGAGCUCAACUCCGACUGUGAUGACGAUGAGGAGGAGGAUACCAUGGAUGAUUACUAUCAAUUAUCAGAGGACACAAAUGAAGAUGUGGAGAUAAACCCUGUGCUUGCCUUAGAUAUGGAAAAACUGACAGGAUGUUAUGGUGAUCAUGUGAUGGACUACAGGACGUUUGAAUCCAUCAAUGAAAUAGACAUUGAAAUAAGAAUAUUCCUCAGUUCAUUAUUAGAGAAAGAAGUGCUAGAUGCCUGGAAUUUGGAUUGUUUACAGCCCUUGGUGAUUAGGAUAAAUUUGUCAAUGUCAACAUACCUGGACGUGCCUAGCCCUCCAAAAUUACAGGUGUUGCAUUCAUCAAAAAGUGGCAUUGUGAGCCAAUUGCAGAAGAUAUUGACAACCUUUGUCAAUGAACAGUGGCCCAGAGUCAGCAAUUCCUUAUUACAACAGAUGUUUGAGGAGGCAGAGCAGAAAUCACAGGCCACCAGUGCUGACAAUGCAGCAGUGACAAGCUAUGAUAAGAACAUCGCACGUUUGAUGGAAAUGGGCUUCACUGCAAACCAGGCCAUUACCUCCCUGCUACACAACAACGGAGACAUUGUACGGGCACUGGAAUUCUUAAUGGACAACAAAGGCAGAAUUGAAGGAUUGACAAAUAAGGCUCCAGAUGAUGAGAGUUCCACAUCCUCAGCCUCAAGUAAAAAUGUGCUCUACAGUCGCCAGGCAUCUGUCCCUCUCAGCAAAAAACGCAUUAAAAAAUUUAGUCGACUGCACUCUGUGGAGUCGAAAAGCUUGAUCAGUGACCAAGAAAUCAUUGAUUUGACUGAAGAUGAAGACAACCUCACCCAAGUGGCCACGUCUUCCUGGUUUGGGAAAAACUCAAAAAGAAUUCCCAGUCCAAAUCUUGGUUUCCUAGUCCAGAUCUACCAGUAUGCCAGGCAAAGAUUACCUACAUUAAAUGAGUUCUGUGUUGUUUGUGAUGAUGCACAUGUGUUUCAAAAUGGAGCUAUGUUAAAGCCAUCUGUAUGUUCCAGGGAGCUAUGUGUUUUUGCAUUCCAAACUCUAGGUGUCAUGGCUGAUGCUGCGGAAUCCGUAGCAACUGGGGCACAAGUAGUAGAUUUGCUGGUUGCCAUGACACGAGCUGCAUGUAAUUCUCCAAGAAAAGAUGCUAUAUUUACUCCUUAUCCAACAGUGGUGGACCCCAACUGCUCCACAGAGUUAGCCCUCAAUCCAAAGUCGAAGGAUUAUGAUCUGGUGAAGAGAAUCUUGGGUUGCAUCCCUCCCACUGAACAGCUGGCGAAAACAGACUCCUCAAAUAUAAAGAAGGGCCUAGAUACCCAAAAUAAACUGGCAUAUCCUUUACUUCAGUGGAUAAUUUCAAGUAACAGAUCACAUAUUGUAAAGCUUCCAAAAGAAAGGUGCCUAGAAUUCAUGCGAACCCCUCAUCAGUACCUGUUGUUAAACAGUCCUCCAGCAAAGGAAAAGGUCUUCAGAGAGCUGAAAAAGAAUCAUGGCAGUACAUUCGCCUUCCAUGGGUCUAGUAUAGAAAACUGGCACUCCAUUAUCAGAGAAGGUUUGAUAGUGGCAUCAGGAACAAAGCUACAGGUGAAUGGAGCGGCCUAUGGAAAAGGGAUUUAUCUGAGCCCUCACUCCAGUACAUCUUUUGGUUAUUCAAGAAUGGGUUAUGGCUACCAAAAACAGAAAUCAGCAGUGUCCGAAUCCCAUUUUCUAGACCAUGGAGUGAGCAUGACAUGUAUCGCAUUGUGUGAAGUGAUCACACAUCCCUCUCUGAAAAAGUCCGGAUCAAUCUGGGUAUCUCCGGAGUCCGAUUAUGUCUGUACACGUUUCUUUUUUGUGUAUGAGUCUGGUCAGAGAGGAGAGGACGUAGAUACACAGAAGAAGCAAUACAUAGAUCCAAUCAUGGCAGCCGUUAACUACAGAGCAUGAUUCAUACAAUGGAGAAUGAAGGUCUCUGUUGUGAACAGGAGGAGGCAACCAUUGUAAACCAUUAGGUGUACAUUACAUUGCUUAUUAGGAAUGUAAUUACAUGCAAUAUACUAGACAGAUGCAAUCAUUUUUCAGACAAUUUUUGAAAUUUAUUCACUCAGUUGUCAUAAUUUUAUUUUGGUACUCAUGUGAUUUAAUUAAUAUGCAUAUAAGCAUGACAAGGGACAAACAUCCUAGUUUUUGCAUUCCAAGUUGUGCGUAGUUUGUAAAUUUGCAAAUGUGAAACAUUUUGAAUGGAGUUUUAUCAAUAAGACAAACAUUAUCUGUAAAAAUAAAAAUGAAAAUAACAAGGGCAAAAAUAAUCUUGUAAAGAGUAAAAUACAAUAUGUAUUAAUUGAUGGUACCUAAAAUACUAGCUAUUUUGAUUUUCAGUAAAAUGACAUGCAUUCCACAUUCAUUUAUUUCAUCAUUUUUACAUGCACAUGUUUUAAGUAUUUUGAUGUGUUAUUGUGCUAGUGUACAAGCACAUGUGAUUUAUUUUACAAAACACUGUUAAUGUAUAAAUUUUUAAUACUAUGCAUAUAAACUUGUCUCUCCCAUUACCACUACAUGUUUCAUCACUCCCAUGCAGUGAUUUUUUUUUGUUCUCUAACAUGUUAGUAAUUAAUGCUUUGUGAAUGUUCCGUGCAGUCAAGGGAGAAAAAGGUUCCAUAGUGUGUGCUCUUCAGCUUAAGUCACAGGUUUUCUCCAACUCUCUUUCCUGAACUUUUUAUUGGUAAUUAUCAAUAGACAGUUAAACACUUGGUAAGCCUUGUGUCUAUUGACUAUAAAAAAAAAGUUAAAGUAGGAGAAAAACCAGUAACUAACUCGCACAAGUUACAGAACCUGUAUUUACACACUUCACCUGUGCAGAGAUUAGUAUUUUUUGUGUGGAAUAAAGGGUAUACUUUGUGAUAAAUGAUGAAAUUUUGGUAUAUUAGCAAAAUGUCUUUUAAUGACUGAUGUAUGAUAUAAUAAUUUAAUAAUCUACAUGUUACAGAGUUUUACUAUGUACAUCAAUGUACCACAGUAUAUUCACAUCAUGGUAUUCAUAUUAAAGGCUUAUAGCAUA